CGGCGAUCGAUCGCGGCUCUUUUGUCUUCUCCGUGUUUUUUUUUUGCCUACAUCUCUAGCUCUGAGAUUCCGCAGAGAUUGUGUUGCAUUCAAAUCUUGGGAAGUACAAAGUCUUGCUCACGUACCGAGUCACACUACUUUUUUCUGUAGUAGAACUAGCUCUUUGGACCGACGCACCAAUCCUGGAGAGAGAAACAAAUUGGUCCUGUGCCCGAUCUUGUCCCGACUCCAGGAUUGCUGGUGUGAUUUCUGCUGAUGGCCGACUCGCCCUCUGCGGAGGAAAUUGCUGUACAAUUGCUGGCGUCUGGUAACACAGGGGUGGUGGCAGAUGAGGACGGGUGGCCGGAUCUACAUGCUGCCAUUGCUACCACAACUGCGUGUGCUCGGGGCCAUAGCAGGAGUAACCGCAGCUCAGAUGCCAUUGCCUCAGCUCUGAUUGAGCGCAGUGUUCAACAACACAUGGACUCUCCUCUGACGAUUGCUGUCACUGCUACGCGUGGUGCUGCGUCUGACGUUGACAUGGCAACAGAGCCUGUUUGUGCUCUUGAAACCCACCACACACCUGCAACAGCAGGGGCAGCAAUGGUGUCCGUAGGAGGAUCUAAUGCAGCUGGUAUUGCAUCAAGCCUGUCUAGUGUCAUGUCGGCUGUAACCGUGGUGAACCCUUUAGGGACGCCUAGUCGAGCUGCCUCGUCCACCACUCAGUCCAUUACGCCAGUUAGUGCUUUAUCUUUUGCAGCAUCUGACUCCUCACCAGCAUCAGCUCUGAUGAAUGCCGUGCAUGAGGAGCUCCGGUCUCUGGCCCGACAUUUAACAAGCCCUGAACCUAAUGUUCAGCAGGUUCAAAGCCUGAAGGACAUUCUCUCGGAAGCCCUUCGUAGACAGGGGGAUCUAGCCAGCGGCCCGGCUGCCUCCCGUCGUUUAGCUAGUAACCUGGCGUCGGUUGCAGCAACACAUUGUGUGCACAUGAUGACAAAUAAUGGCCUUCCGUCUCCCGCCGGUGCGAGUACGUCACAAACACCUGGUCCUGCCUCCACGCCGGUCUCCAUUGUCAGUGCCUCCAUACCGUUCACUUCAGGUUCUUCAAACGCAACUGACCACCGCAACGCGCUAGCAACAUCCAGUAAAUCACGGAGUAGCACUCGAACGCCAGUGCGAACCAACACCGGUGGUCGCGUUCCACAUGGCACUCGGGCGACGGAUGAAGCACAAGAGCUCUACCUGAAAUCAGAUCCCAUGCUGAUGCGCGUAGAGGCAGAUAGCCAUUCGGUGGACAAGUCUCCCGUUUGGCGUUAUCGCUGUCGACAGUGUCAUGUCUUGUUUGAUCACCGGCGUGAAUUGGAGGCUCACUUCUCCGAGCACCGUACUCUGACCAAAUCUUGGAUCUGCCAUGUGUGCGGCAAGACAUUCACCCGUGCUGAUCACCUCAAUCGCCAUAGCCAAUCGCACGAUCUGCCAGAGUUCAUAUGCCAGAUCUGUGGUUGUGCUUUCUCUCGUUGCUCAUUCUUGGACCGGCACUGGCGGUUGGCCCAUGGCGAUGUGACCGCCAUACCAUCUGUUGUCCAGCAUGCCGCUGCCAACAAGCGAUCGGCAGAUGGUGUUUCCGACCAGCCACCUGCUAAGCAGAAGCGUGUUAUGCACAGCGAGACGGCCAUUGGCAUAAGUGGAGAUGUCAGGUCCACUCCACCACCAUCGUCCGCAAAUGACACCUCUGCUGUAUCUCUGACGAGUCCAACAACCGCUGCUGCUGCUGCAGUAACAGCAUCCGAACAGUUAGCUGACUUAGAAGUAAGGGCAGCUGCUCUAGCUGAAGCAAUGACGGCACCGUCCCCAUCAGGCGCUUUUUCCAGCACUUCCAAAGCUGCAAGCCAGUCAUCACCGAGCGCUGGUGUGAAGCAGCAGCAGCAGAAACCUGGUCAUCCGUGUCCACUCUGUGACAAGGUGUUUGUGCGCUUUGACCAUAUGCUGCGACACAAGCGCGUGCACACAGGGGAGAAGCCGUUCUUCUGUGCUUUGUGUGCCAAGCGGUACUCUCGUGCAGAUUACCUGAGAGAGCACAUCAUCUCUCAGCACAACACGACCAACGUCAAGUGUAAAGUCUGUCACCACGUCUUCCCCUAUGUAACCUUGUACCGCAGUCAUGUGUGUGGUCACGGCGAGGUGUUGCGCAACUGGUAUAUGCAGGGUGAGUUCCUUGACCAACGCGGCAAUGUCAUUCAGCCUUGUUUGGUGAUUGGCAAAAGCGGGCCUGGUGCCAACAGCAAUCCCAACUUUCAGGAGCUCGUCAAGGACAGCGACGGUAUGCCCCAUGUUGAUGCUCCGCCCGACCAUGGCAUCUUGCCGUCAGACUUUGUACCGACCGCAACUAUUGCAACCAGCUCUGGGGUUGGUGGUAACACUGUGACGCUUUGCCCACUGCCUGUUGUGUCAGCAGUACCUGGCUCGGACAUAUCUCUACUUGGCUCUGUGGCCAAUGCCAAUGCUGCCUCAGUGCUAGCAGCAGCAGCUGAGGACAACGCUGACGAGACCACCACCGUUCACGUUGAAAUGGAGUGAUACUUCACUGAUACUCUCUCUAUCUCCACAUCCCGCAUGCUGUCAUGCAAGUGAGUGUAUUUCUAUCUGUACGCACUCUUUUCAAUCGCUGUCGUAUAAGUCAAUGCCUGCUGCAUUUUGUUCGCUCAGGGAAAUCCAAGUCUGAGCUGUUUUUGUUUCGUCCCUUGUGUAGACUUUCUUUUCAUUGUCACUCCCUGCCCCACUAUUCAUGAUAUUAUCAACUGUUUUAGGUACCUAUUGUGUAGUCGCUCGCUCCCGUGCUGCAUGCACCAACAACAUAGUAUAACAUUAGUGUCUUUAUUAAGUCUAUUCUUUUAUGUGCCAUGCUACUCUUUGCUGGCCAGACUUGUGCCCUGCAUACAACCAUCCUUGCUUUCGAUUUCUCAUCCUUCUCAAAUCUAUCAGUCUACGCAUAGUCUGUAGAUCUGGUAAACUGCUGUAUCCAUAAAAAAAGUAGUACCGCUUAUAACACUGCUGCUGCCUCUACCAAGGCGUUGCUGUUUUCGCGCACAAAGAAAGAACCUCUUGGCUGCAGCCAUUGUUCAUUUUGUUUGCUUGAAGUAAUAGUGUUUUGUCUAGUGUUUUGUCUAUCAUUGCCAUACCAGUGUCUUGCAUUUUUUGCAUCUUUUUCUGUGGCAUUUUGCUUGUUGAUCAACCUAGGUCCUUCUAACCACAUGCAUGCGCUGCAGCCAUCCAUGGCAGUCAUGCUGGAACCAGGUGUUUUUUUUUAUUUUCAAUGUUUCCCAGGCUUCUCAAGCGUGUUUGUUUGUUUUUAUUGUUCCUUGUUAUGAUUGUAAUGGUGGUCGCCUGGCCUGUGCUCAGUGUUGUUAGUUACGAGUUGUAUACUGUGUUUCUGUGUGUGUCUGUCUGUGCUGUUGGGUCAGAGUUUCUAUUUUCAAGUCAAGAGUACUAUGAAAACUCUUGCUACUACCAAGAGUAUGCAUGUAUAUAAUAAUGUACUCUUGAUACAACCCAUGCAUGCAACUGCAAAAGCGGGCCUGGUGCCAACAGCAAUCCCAACUUUCAGGAGCUCCUCAAGGACAGCGACGGUAUGCCCCAUGUUGAUGCUCCGCCCGACCAUGGCAUCUUGCCGUCAGACUUUGUACCGACCGCAACUAUUGCAACCAGCUCUGGGGUUGGUGGUAACACUGUGACGCUUUGCCCACUGCCUGUUGUGUCAGCAGUACCUGGCUCGGACAUAUCUCUACUUGGCUCUGUGGCCAAUGCCAAUGCUGCCUCAGUGCUAGCAGCAGCAGCUGAGGACAACGCUGACGAGACCACCACCGUUCACGUUGAAAUGGAGUGAUACUUCACUGAUACUCUCUCUAUCUCCACAUCCCGCAUGCUGUCAUGCAAGUGAGUGUAUUUCUAUCUGUACGCACUCUUUUCAAUCGCUGUCGUAUAAGUCAAUGCCUGCUGCAUUUUGUUCGCUCAGGGAAAUCCAAGUCUGAGCUGUUUUUGUUUCGUCCCUUGUGUAGACUUUCUUUUCAUUGUCACUCCCUGCCCCACUAUUCAUGAUAUUAUCAACUGUUUUAGGUACCUAUUGUGUAGUCGCUCGCUCCCGUGCUGCAUGCACCAACAACAUAGUAUAACAUUAGUGUCUUUAUUAAGUCUAUUCUUUUAUGUGCCAUGCUACUCUUUGCUGGCCAGACUUGUGCCCUGCAUACAACCAUCCUUGCUUUCGAUUUCUCAUCCUUCUCAAAUCUAUCAGUCUACGCAUAGUCUGUAGAUCUGGUAAACUGCUGUAUCCAUAAAAAAAGUAGUACCGCUUAUAACACUGCUGCUGCCUCUACCAAGGCGUUGCUGUUUUCGCGCACAAAGAAAGAACCUCUUGGCUGCAGCCAUUGUUCAUUUUGUUUGCUUGAAGUAAUAGUGUUUUGUCUAGUGUUUUGUCUAUGAUUGCCAUACCAGUGUCUUGCAUUUUUUGCAUCUUUUUCUGUGGCAUUUUGCUUGUUGAUCAACCUAGGUCCUUCUAACCACAUGCAUGCGCUGCAGCCAUCCAUGGCAGUCAUGCUGGAACCAGGUGUUUUUUUUUAUUUUCAAUGUUUCCCAGGCUUCUCAAGCGUGUUUGUUUGUUUUUAUUGUUCCUUGUUAUGAUUGUAAUGGUGGUCGCCUGGCCUGUGCUCAG
Molecule: messenger RNA, 4684 nt
Organism: Sycon ciliatum
Lineage: Eukaryota; Metazoa; Porifera; Calcarea; Leucosolenida; Sycettidae
Product: early growth response protein 1-like
Exons: 2
Coding region: 256-2556 (766 amino acids)
Source: RefSeq, a predicted model, not a curated record